AUGCCUGCCCACCACAACCUCACGAUCCGCAUCCCCCUCCCCAGCAUCCUCCCUGCGGAAGCCGUCAUCGAGACCCUGCAGUCCCAGUCCCCCGUGAUCCGGCACCAGCCGCUGGUGACGCGCUACGAAAAGGUGCCCGUCCCCCUCGACAGCGUCGUGAGCGACGAGCACUUCCUCGAGGACGGGUCCCGCAUCGCGUGCUACAAGAUUUACGAAAAAGUCACCGUGGUCCCCGGCGUCAAGAAGGAGAUUAGCUUCCCCGCCGUGCUCCAGAAUAUCCCCAACGGCUUGCGGUCCCGCGCUGAGGCGCCCGGCGGCGUGCGGGUCUGGUCCGAGUGGCUCGUCGUGCCGAGGCCCGAGGAACGGUGGCCCGGGGAGCAUAAGCACGGCUCGGGUGGGAAGCUAGGGGGUUUUGUGGAAGGGGACUAUGAUCUCGUUGAGACGACAAGGGUUGAGACGAGUAGGAUGCUGAUGCCGCUUGUCAAGGGGCAGAUGGAGAGCGCGCAUCGGGAUAUGGUGCAUAAAAUGCUUGACGAGGUUGCGCAAAAGGUUGGGAGGGCCAAGAUGUAG
Molecule: messenger RNA, 570 nt
Organism: Colletotrichum orchidophilum
Lineage: Eukaryota; Fungi; Ascomycota; Sordariomycetes; Glomerellales; Glomerellaceae
Exons: 1
Coding region: 1-570 (189 amino acids)
Source: RefSeq, a predicted model, not a curated record